Molecule: messenger RNA, 1692 nt
Organism: Eremothecium gossypii ATCC 10895
Lineage: Eukaryota; Fungi; Ascomycota; Saccharomycetes; Saccharomycetales; Saccharomycetaceae
Gene: NPL4
Product: nuclear protein localization protein 4
Exons: 1
Coding region: 1-1692 (563 amino acids)
Biological process (GO): ubiquitin-dependent protein catabolic process
Cellular component (GO): nucleus
Molecular function (GO): ubiquitin binding; ubiquitin protein ligase binding
Source: RefSeq, marked provisional
AUGAUCCUGAGGUUCAGAUCGAAGCAUGGGAUGCAGCGCGUUAAUUGCGAGGGGAGCGAGCAGUUCGGAACGGUGCUAGAUCGAUGGGUUAAGCUGGUGCACGAGCGGGCGCCGCGAGAGGCCAUGGAGGUGGGUGUGGCAGAGCGGCAAAUCGAGACACGGAUAGCAGCGGAGAUGGCGCAAAAGACGGUGGAGCAGCUCGGGCUCAAGCACGGGGACAUGCUGAGUGUGAGCUUCAAAGAGACGGGCGGGUCGCUGGCAGUGGCUGCGGCGCCGGAGCGCAGCAGCGAGCUCGCGGUGGACCGGGAGCUGGCGCGCGAGGAGGGACUGAUCCGGCGCUCGCACUCGCGCCUCUGCCGACACGGCGACCGGGGGAUGUGCGAGUACUGCUCGCCACUGCCCCCUUGGGACCGAGGGUACCAGCAGGAGCAGAACCUCAAGCACAUAUCCUUCCACGCGCACGUCAAGGAGCUCAACGAGCAUACAAACAAGAAGGCGAGCGGCAGCACGUACAUCCCGCCGCUGUCGCCGCCGGACUUCCACGUGAACAAGCAUUGCCCCGCGCCGCACGAGCCCUGGCCGCGCGGCAUCUGCUCCAAGUGCCAGCCGUCGGCGAUCUCGCUGCAGCAGCAGGAAUUCCGGAUGGUGGACCACGUGGAGUUCCAGCAUAGCGAGCUCGUGAACGAGUUCAUCAACACCUGGCGCAGCACCGGCAUGCAGCGGUUCGGCUAUCUGUACGGGCGCUACGCGCGCUACGACAACACACCGCUGGGCAUCAAGGCCGUCGUCGAGGCGAUCUGGGAGCCCGAACAGCACGACGAGCAGGACGGCCUGACCAUGGACACCGUCGCGGUGCGCGUGAGCGUAGCCGCCGUCGACGCCAUCGCCGCGGACAUGGGCCUGAUGCGCCUCGGCAUGAUCUUCACAGACCUCACGGACAGUGGCAGUGGCGACGGCUCCGUCUUCUGCAAGCGCCACAAGGACUCGUUUUUCCUCUCCUCGCUCGAGGUCAUCACCGCGGCCCGCCACCAGCUGCACCACCGCAACGCGUGCCGCUUCAGCGACCAAGGCUUCUACUCCUCAAAGUUCGUCACCUGCGUCGUGUCCGGCAACCUCCAGGGCGAGAUCGACGUCGCCGCCUACCAGGUCUCCACCGACGCCGAGGCGCUCGUCGACGCAGACAUCAUCUCCGGGUCCACGCACCCCUCCAUGGCCUACAUCAACGAGCCCUCCGCCGAGCGCUACGUCCCCGAGAUCUUCUACAUGCGCCGCAACGAGUACGGCAUCACGAUCAAGGAGAACGCUAAGCCCGCCUUCCCCGUCGACUACCUCAUCGUCUCCCUCACCCACGGCUUCCCUGUCGCCGCAGACACCCCGCCCACCUUUCAGGCCCACACCGGCUUCCCCUGGGCCAACCGCCAGGCCAUGGGCCAGUCCCAGGACUACCUCGAGCUGCGUCGCGUCCUCCUGCCGUCCAUCGCCGCCGGCGACUACACCGAGCUCCACCGCCGCCUCUCCAGCUUCCACCUGCUGCUGUAUCUACACUCCCUGCAGAUCCUCGACGCGUCCGAGUGGCGCCGCCUGGUCACCGUCGCCACCACGCCCGCCCCGCGCGGCGUGGAGGCUGUCUACGAUCUCAUUUCCGGGCCUGGCUGGCAGACCCUGGUCAUGAUCCUGCAGGAGGCUGCAUAG